Messenger RNA from Triplophysa dalaica, 582 nucleotides. RefSeq names its product DnaJ (Hsp40) homolog, subfamily C, member 5 beta (gene dnajc5b). The record is from RefSeq and is a predicted model, not a curated record. The coding region runs from base 1 to 582 and encodes 193 amino acids. The transcript has 4 exons. Lineage: Eukaryota; Metazoa; Chordata; Actinopteri; Cypriniformes; Nemacheilidae.
AUGACUGAACAAAGGCAACGUGCACUGUCGACAUCAGGAGAGGCUCUUUACCAAGUACUUGGUCUUGACAGAAACUGUACCUAUGAUGACAUCAAGAGGUCCUACAGGAAGCUUGCUUUGAAAUAUCAUCCCGACAAGAACCCUGAGAACCCAGACGCCACUGACAAAUUCAAAGAGCUCAACAAUGCACAUGCGGUUCUCUCAGACAGCACCAAAAGGAACAUUUACGACAAGUACGGCUCUUUGGGCCUGUAUGUGUCACAGCAGUUUGGGGAAGAGAAUGUGAACACGUAUUUCAUGCUCUCCAGCUGGUGGGCUAAGGGUCUGUUUGCCAUCUGUGGCUUGCUGACAGGUUGCUAUUUCUGUUGUUGUCUGUGCUGCUGUUUCAACUGCUGUUGUGGAAAGUGCAAACCCCACACACCUGGAGAAGAGGACCCCGAAUCCUACGUGUCCCCGGAAGACCUAGAGGAGCAGAUCCGUACCGACAAUGAGAGGGAUGGCGACACUCCGAUUGUGCUACAGCCAACCAAUGCUAGCGAGAAGACCCAGCUGAUUGGUGAUGGACAUAGAACGUACACCUAA